GUCAAAUCAGCCCUGGCCCGCUCCUCGACAUCCUGCAAAAUCCAGCCUGGCGCGCUGCUCGACAUCCUGCAAGCGUCACUGUCACCGUCACCAGUCACUGUUGCCAGGUGUUGGCGUCACGUGUGCAGUCAGCCGCGAGUCUUGUGGACUCAGAAAUCAAACGAUGCGUGAAUUCUAAAUCAGUUAGAGGUAGCCCCGAAGCUACUUUCUUGACUCACGACUCACCCGUGCCUGCUUCCCCCCAACUGACUCAUGCUGGACUUGACCGACGACGCUCGCAUCCACAAUCCACGAUCUGCGCCUAUGCCAUCGCACCACUUGGAUGUGUCUGAACUCUUCUAGCAAACAAAGCCAGACGUUAGUGCUCCAGUGGCUGGCGAGCUGCGGUUCUAGUACGAGAACACCUUUGCCACCAUGCCGACUGCUGAUGAUCCAUUCGCCGCUUUAGGCCUGCCGGUGGGCGCAUCAGAGGCCGACAUUCGCGCAGCAUACCGAAAGCUCUCGCUCAAGCUGCACCCUGACAAGGCGAGGGACGUGACGCCCGAAGUAGCCUCGGCUCGCUUUCACGCAAUUCAGACGGCGUACGAGGCGCUCCAAGAUCCAGUGUAUCGAGCUAAAGCUGCAUCCAUAGCAGAAGCAGAGCGCAAGAAAAAUGAGAGGAGAGGCGCUUAUGAUGGCAACAGAAAGAGGAUGGCUGAGGAGCUGGAGAGGGAAGAACGAGAAGGCUUGAAGAAGAGAAAAGAUGUCAAGGAUCGCGAGGAAAGGUUGAGAAGGUUGAAGGAAGAGGGCAAGAGGCUGACAGAAGAGCUGCUCAGGAGCAAUGCGUCAUCCUCCAUGCCUUCCACGCCGGACCCGAAAGGCGCUGGUGGUGAGGCAUCAUCCGAGCAGGUGCUGGAACAGCGAGAAGACGAAGAUGGCGUGGAGCCUGCGUUAGGGCCACUCGACAAGACUGUGAAGCUACGCUUUCCCUCCCAUCAACAAUCUCUCCUCGCGGGCUCGUCCGCCAGCUCAGCCUCAAGUGAAUCCCUACGUACUCCACUCGCCAGCGCGAUGUCGCGUCGCUUCGGCAAGAUCGAGGCAAUUCGAUUUCUGCCGCCAAAGGCUUCAAAGAGGCACCCGGAGAGGAUACCUAAUGAAGCGACAGCUCUCGUAUCAUUCGCGGGGUUGGAAGACGCCAUGAAAGCUGUGGACUUGGGUGGGCAGAUGAAUGCCGCGAAUCCCAACGACGAGCAGACCAGGAUACUGGAGGAUGUUCACAUUGGAUGGGCUACAGCGGGUAAAGGGAAUGAUGGAGAGCCGCCAGCUGCUCGUUUCAGAAGGUCACGGCGUGCAAGGGAGCAGGCCGCUCCACCACGAGGCGCGAAUGGCCAAUAUGCGCGCGGAGAAAGUCUUCCGCCUCCUGAUGGCCCCACACCUGAAGAUGCAGCGACGUACGAAGCGAAUACCCUGGCGAGGCUCAUGAGCAUGAGCUGAAAUGGGACGCGCCAGAUGCGUAAGCGCGCACAGGCACAGAAGAUGCUCGCCCGCGGUAAUUUGUCCAGACGAACUCGAAUCUUGGAGCACGUCUAUGGUUCAAUGAUGUCCGUUGUAUUUGUACAUUGUUGUUCAGUAUAAGCUUCUUGCACAGCAUCCGUAUUACCAGGCAAUUUGGUUUCUGAAAUUA
Molecule: messenger RNA, 1663 nt
Organism: Ceraceosorus guamensis
Lineage: Eukaryota; Fungi; Basidiomycota; Exobasidiomycetes; Ceraceosorales; Ceraceosoraceae
Product: DnaJ-domain-containing protein
Exons: 4
Coding region: 415-1473 (352 amino acids)
Biological process (GO): spliceosomal complex disassembly
Cellular component (GO): spliceosomal complex
Source: RefSeq, a predicted model, not a curated record